CGCGAGAGGUCCGGCCUUCUCCAUUCGGCAAUCGAACGGUACGGACGCAUCGAGAGUCCCGCAAAGUCCCAUCUACGAUCUACGAGAGCGAGGUCUUUUUACUCGACACGAGAGCGUGUCCGGUUGAGUCGUGUGCGAAUCGACACACGUGUUACGCCUUGCGUAAACACAGAGAUCGACAGGGAUGGCCGAUCAGGAAGGCAAGGAUUUCAGCGAGGAUAUCGCGGAGCAGAACUUCGCCGAGCAGAACGGCGAAGCCGAGAACGGCGGCGCCGGUGGCGGCGACGCCGCGGACAACGGUCAGGAGUCGCAGGAGGACAGGUCGGCUGGAGCUAACCAGGAUUCUCUGAACGAUAGGAAAUUAUUUGUUGGCGGUUUAAGUUGGGAAACAACUGACAAGGAAUUGAGGGAACAUUUUAGCACAUAUGGCGAUAUUGAAAGCAUCAAUGUCAAGACAGAUCCUAAUACAGGACGAUCAAGAGGGUUUGCCUUUAUCGUAUUUGCUAAAGCUGAAUCUCUCGACAAGAUUAUGGGAGCUGGAGAUCAUGUCAUCAAUAACAAAAAAGUUGACCCCAAGAAAGCGAAAGCUAGACACGGUAAAAUAUUUGUCGGCGGCCUUUCAACGGAACUCUCCGACGACGACAUCAAGAAUUUCUUCUCACAAUUCGGAACCAUUGUCGAAGUGGAAAUGCCAUUUGAUAAAACAAAGAAUCAGAGGAAGGGAUUUUGUUUCAUUACUUUCGAAUCUGAACAAGUGGUUAACGAACUAUUGAAGACCUCGAAACAAACGAUAAAUGGUAAAGAGGUUGACGUAAAGAAAGCAACACCCAAACCUGAUGGUAUGAUUAGUAUGCGCGGUGGACCAGGCGGUCGUGGUAGUCGUGGUACCAGAGGUGGCCGAGGCCGUGGAUUUGGUCAAGGCGGAUGGGGACAAAGUGGCUAUAGCGGCGGUUACGGCGGUGGCUACAGUCAAGGAGGAUAUGGCGGUGGCUACGAUGGAUAUGGAUACGAUUAUUAUGGAGGCGGUGGGUACGGUGGUUACGGUGGCUACGACUACAGUGGAUACGACGGAUACGGCUACAGCGGUGGUAAUUACGAUGGUGGCUACAGUGGUGGGCGUGGUGGUGCACGCGGCAAAGGAGGUUCAGGCUAUGGUGGCAAGCAGAGAGGUGGUCGUCAGAACCAGAGGCAUCAACCCUAUUAAUGCGGAAAUUUUCCUCAUUUGCGACUGCAAUGCAAUUUGCAUUGUAACUGCCGGUAUUACAGAGCGCGAUUCCCGUUCAAGAUCAUAUUACUCGUCCAAUCAUUCCACUAAAUCACGUUAUCUUCGGCAAUAGUACCGAAAAGCGAAUAUUCUUAAACAUCAGAAUUUUAACAGAAAUAAUUCGUUAUUUUCUUCUUUUUGUGUAUAGAUAUAUAUAUAUAUACAUAUGUAUACAUAUAUGAACUUGCUUUUCAAUUCCCAUAGAGCAUUUGCGUCUGUAUCGCAUACCAUAUCGUGAAUAAUUACAUUGAUAGAUCAUUUUAAUUUUUUGUCUACAAGAUAUAACACGAUGUGGAGAAAAAAAAACUACCGUAUAUGAGUAAGCAGGCAAUGUACUUUUUACAUAGCAUGCAGAAAUAGUGAGAGUUAAGAAAAGGAAACAAGAGAUAAGUCAACUGUUUAUAAUGAGUGUGCGAGGUAUGAAACGAGAUGAAAGGAUUACUGCUUCCUCUCUUAUUAGUAAGAUAAUAGGAUUAAAUAAAUUCUCGUUUUGUGUACAUAUCUCAUAUAUACAUUUGUAAUUUUGCUGUGACCUCCUAUACGGUAACUUACUUUUUUCUUUUUUUUUUUUCUUUUUAAAACGCGACAUGUAUACAUUUGUUUGAAACGUAUAGGAAUAAUCAUUUAUAUAUUAGAUUUAAAUAAGACUGACACAUGCACAUACACACCUAACGGAUGUAUCAGACUUAUUAAUAGAAACUAAUACUCUGUGAAUUCCGUCA
Molecule: messenger RNA, 1986 nt
Organism: Camponotus floridanus (Florida carpenter ant)
Lineage: Eukaryota; Metazoa; Arthropoda; Insecta; Hymenoptera; Formicidae
Gene: sqd
Product: RNA-binding protein squid
Exons: 10
Coding region: 185-1204 (339 amino acids)
Biological process (GO): regulation of gene expression
Cellular component (GO): nucleoplasm
Molecular function (GO): RNA binding
Source: RefSeq, a predicted model, not a curated record